UGCAGGUCAGAAGGAAAUACUGUAAGCUACAAAACCGCAGUGAAGGGGGCACAAGCAAGAAGGUGAUAUUCAUGGUGACAAGCUUACCCAAAUCUAGCAUCUUCGGGCUGCUGGUAUCAACGUGGGGCUAAGCUAGAUGCAGAACUUUGGGUGGCACGGUUCGAAUGAAGAGAACACCGAUUGUGAAAGGUGGUACGUUGCUCCAUUCGACCAUCGAAAGGCAACUUCCAAUUGUCACUCCCUCUGCUGUUUACAGUUGGUUGAAUGCCUAACUGGAUGAUCCGACACUGACACUUUUCCCAUAAUUCUCUCUAAGAACGAUGGAGCUCGGACGAAAGCUGGCGUUAAUGCUGGUGGCCGCGGCCUUCCUUUGCUCUGGGAAUUUAUGCAUCAUCGCGUCCAAAGUCGACGGCCUCGUCCCCUACAGCAGCGUCACGGUCACGUUCCUCAUUGAAGUUUUCAAGCUCACCGCCAUGUUUGCCGCUAUCGUCAUGACUGACACGACAACCCCCGAUCACCUGCAUCUGCACAAAAGCUUUUACUAUGCGGUCCCAGCGCUAUUAAGCGCUCUUGAGAGCAAUCUCAACUACGUCGUGCUGCGCUAUCUGGACGCUGCGACGGCCUCGGUGCUCUGGAAUUUGAAGAUUCUAUUGACCGCUGUGCUAUUCCGCUACGUCCUCAAGCACCCACUCUCAGAGCUGCACAAAAUGGCAAUUGUUUUGCUCAUCCUGGGUGUGUUGACCAGCCAAUCCGACCGCUUUCGAGUAAUGAAUAGCAACUCAUCCAAAGACUCGCAGUAUAUGGCACUCGGCUUGUGUCUAGCUCUCGUUGGCGUGACGUUGUCGUCCUGUGCGAGUGUCUUUGCCGAGUGGACGUUGAAGCGGCAGUCGGGCUGUCAGUUCUUGUGGCAAAGCGUGCAGAUGUAUGGCUUCGGUGUGUUGUUUAACGCUCUAGGCCUGGUACUGGUGGAUGGGAAAUCGUUGUUAACGGAGGGAUUCUUUCACGGCUACAGUGGCUGGACGGUGGUCGUUAUCAUCGUGAACUCCAUUGGAGGGAUUUUCAUGGCCUGCAUCCUCAAAUAUCUGGAUAAUAUUGCCUGUGUGUACUCUCACUCGAUUGCCAUGAUGUUCACGACGCUUUUGUCAAUGAUUUUCUUUGCCUUCUCGCCGUCACUGGAGUUUGCUUGCGGACUUGGCAUACUCGUCAUCUCCAUGUAUCUGUAUCAUCAUCCACUAGCGCAAGUUGUGACUGAGAAGGAAACGUCUCCAGUCAGCGAUACGAGCAGCGAUAAUGACGAGAAUUUAUCGACUACUGCCACCUCAGUGCAACUUAAAAAGUUGAAGGAGUACAAGGAGGUUCCGAGCGAUACAAAAGACCAGCUUGAAAUCCCUUGA
Messenger RNA from Phytophthora nicotianae INRA-310, 1394 nucleotides. RefSeq lists its product as hypothetical. Gene Ontology annotation, molecular function: pyrimidine nucleotide-sugar transmembrane transporter activity. Gene Ontology annotation, cellular component: Golgi membrane. The transcript has a single exon. Lineage: Eukaryota; Oomycota; Peronosporomycetes; Peronosporales; Peronosporaceae. Gene Ontology annotation, biological process: pyrimidine nucleotide-sugar transmembrane transport. The record is from RefSeq and is a predicted model, not a curated record. The coding region runs from base 321 to 1394 and encodes 357 amino acids.